This is a messenger RNA of Diospyros lotus (date-plum), 1944 nucleotides long. RefSeq lists its product as uncharacterized. Gene Ontology annotation, molecular function: phosphatidate cytidylyltransferase activity. Lineage: Eukaryota; Viridiplantae; Streptophyta; Magnoliopsida; Ericales; Ebenaceae. Gene Ontology annotation, biological process: cardiolipin biosynthetic process; CDP-diacylglycerol biosynthetic process. Gene Ontology annotation, cellular component: mitochondrion. The record is from RefSeq and is a predicted model, not a curated record. The transcript is spliced from 13 exons. The coding region runs from base 789 to 1673 and encodes 294 amino acids.
CUUCGACAUCUCCCUUUCCCGACAGAACGACCUGCAGAUUUACAAUGAAGAGAACAGAAUCUGGAGAUAGAGAAUCAGGGUUGAAGCUCGCCGCGGAGCUCAACUGGUCGCCCUUGGUCCACACAAGAAUGGUUGGUUGGUAGGCUGGAAAUUAUGGCUCCUUGCUUGUUUUCUUGCAUUUUUUGAUCUGGAUUUUUCCAAGAAUUUUGUUUAUCGAAGAUUCCGAGAGCGAACCAGAAGGAAUCGAGGAGGCAGCUGCGUUGAUCUCCGGCUUCCCUCAUCCGUUGCCCCUGUUUCACCUUCCUCGUUUCGUUCGCCCUGUCUUCUCCAGAGUCACGGCGUUCCCGCUCCGGCAUCGCUGCUGCGACCAUUGAUCAGCAAUUCAGAUCUGAGAGGUAUAAACAGAAGGCUCACGCGCUUCCUUCUCCAGUGACUCUCUUCGUUACCGACUUACUGUCGGCUGUCGCCAUUUUGGCUGGCGAUUCAUUCCGUUGCCAGCAACCUCGGCGGUUCACUUCACUCCAUUGCCAUUUGAGAAUCGAGGGGAAUAGUCAAGAUUUAUUUGGGUGGCAUAACACCUGCACCAGAUAAUUUUGCUUAGUGUCAUGUAACUUGUUUGGAUAUCUGUAGCAAUGGAAGAUGAGAAGAAAGCUGAGCUUGCAAGUCUGCUUAAUGUCCUUCCCCCUGUAGAGUUUUGCUGUGUUUAUGGUUCAGCUCUCCAUCCUAAUAAUACAAGCAAGUUGCAACUUUCUCCCAUGGUAUUUUCUUUUAUUUUCUUAUAGUCAUCUAUGGUAGAUUACAUUCUUGGUGUAGCAGAUCCCCUGAAGUGGCAUACAGAGAAUCUGAAAGUGAACCAAGAUCACUAUGCUUCAUGGAUGGUGCAGCUUGGAGGGCCAAAACUGAUCGUUCAAAUUGCAGAAGAAAUUGGUGUUGGAGUACACUUCAACCCGUUUGUUUCUUGGAAGGACAAGGUGUUCAAGUAUGGAGUUGUUCGAAUGGAUGACUUGGUUCGGGACAUACUGAAUUGGGAGAGAUUCUAUUUGAGUGGCCGUUUACAGAAGCCUGUUCAAGUACUUGUUGACGACUUGGAUAUUGGAAAUGUGAACUCUGUCAAUUUGAGGGCGGCUACCUCUGCUGCUUUGUUGCUUUCUCCAUCUGAAUUUUAUGAGGAAGAUUUGUAUGCUAAGAUUUGUGGUCUCUCAUACACAGGGGACUUGCGUAUGCUUUUUGCAGAGGACAAAAAUAAGGUGAAGAAGAUUGUAGAAGGGCAAUUUGAAUUAUUCCAAACAAUGUAUAAGCCAUUUCUAGAAGAAUAUGCAACCAAGAAUUUGCUGAGAUUCUCUUCAUCAGCUGGUAAAAAAGCAAAAUUUUCUCAGGAUUGUGGUUUAUCUGCAGCUUCCUCCCUCGUUUCUUUUCUCCCUCCGACUGUCAGAAGUGAGCUGGGGUUCAGGUUAGGAGAAAAGGUUAAAGUAAGCGAGUCAGGUAAAGUUAUUCGCGAAGUUGCAAUUGGAUCCAGAGAGGAAGUUGCGAAAUGCAUGAGGAAGAUAGUGAGGCGACAGGUUAUGUUUUCGAGUGCCAGGCAAGCUGUAUCCGGUCUGCUGACGGUUGGUGCUGUUCAUGGAGCUAGAUAUCUUGCAAGUAAGAUGAGGAAGGCUUGGAAGUCCUGGAUUUGAACUUUCUAGGAUCAGUUCUGUCACUUCUUAACAAGAUAACCCGAUCGCGCCCUCUUAAUAGGAGCAGUUGCGACACCAAACCUCGAAGAACUUCCAACGGGUGUCCUCUAAUUCAAAAGGUUGGUAUUGUUAACAGACCAACCAAAACGCAAAGCUAUGGAUCAAAUUGACUGUUUAGGAUCUGUAGUGCCAGGAAGGAAGUGACUUUAGUUAUGGGUUGCAAUUUUAACUGUUGAAUUACCAAAGGCAAUCUCAUCUAAAUGUCGAGGCU